Messenger RNA from Synchiropus splendidus (mandarinfish), 4227 nucleotides. RefSeq names its product zinc finger protein 518A. The coding region runs from base 369 to 2969 and encodes 866 amino acids. Lineage: Eukaryota; Metazoa; Chordata; Actinopteri; Syngnathiformes; Callionymidae. The transcript has 3 exons. The record is from RefSeq and is a predicted model, not a curated record.
GCACUUUAUUAUCUUUCUGUUAUGUUUGGCUGCUUUACAUGAUGUCAUUUAUAUCUUUAAGGAUUAGUGUUUGUCUUUAAUGUCUUUAAUGUUGAGUGUUUUGUUGCUAUCUCAAUAACUAACUGUUGGUACGGCGUUUAAAUCAUUACCUCCAACACGGCGGCGUGGUGGUUGGUGCCAUUUGACUCUCAUAGUGAAGUAACUGAUAAACAGGACAUUGGAUUUCUAUUACAUUUUCAGGAAGUGUUCAUAGUUGGGAUGCUCUGAUACUACAUAUCACCAAUAUUCAUUAGCUAAAGUUCAUAUGGAUUGCCUGUCAAUUCAGUAUAAUUAAAUGUAAUAUUAUUUUAAUCGAACACAGACUACACAUGGAUUCUGUGGACGUCUGUGCAGAUCCUGCCACCAGAGACGAUAAACUGCGAGUCAACACGAAGAAUAGAGUUUGGCGCAAACAGCUGCAUUGCAGGAAGUCUGCAGUUCAGCCCCCAACUAUGCAAAGUAGAGAUAAGAAUGGACCAAAGAAGAUACCAGGGGAGAAGGUACAACGCACAGAGCAGCCUACGUCAAAGAAACCCUUGCAGGUAGCACAAUCCAGCCAGCACAGGACAAACAACACCACCAGCAGCACCCUCAGGUUCAAAUGCAUUAAAUGCAAGGACGACGAGGAUUAUAUUCCCAAAGACUUGAUGAAACACUUUGAGGAAAAGCACUGCGGGAUGCAGCUCGUCUUUCCUUGUCACGUCUGUUCCUUCAACACAGCAGAGCUGUCCUUCCUUCAGGUUCAUCUCUUAAGCCACAAAGACACUUUUUCAAGCUGCAUCAUCUGCAAGGAUGAUGUCCAACGCACAUGGCCGGAAUUCAGCGCGCACCUCACCAUGUGUCACGGCCAAAACGGCAAAUAUUUGUGUGAGACGUGUCGAAAGUUCUCCACCGAGGACCCCGGAGUAUUUAUUGAGCACAUGUCCUCAUGCCUCUCAGGCCUCGAAGGGUCGCUCUACCCAAACGACAGUGAUCUGUUGGGAUGUAAAACGAACACUAUGUUACGCUGUCAACACUGCAGCUACGAGACGUCUCGGAAAUGGAUGUUAACCAAUCAUAUUAAUACUAACCACGUGAGCCUGAACGGUAGCCAGAAGAGGGACAAGCUCGACCCCAGAGCUAAGAGCACGAUCCCCAAACGGAAUCACAGAUUAACAAGAAGUGCAGUUAAAGAAACCUGCUGGCUGACUCAAGACUGCCUUGAUAUUGACAAGUAUUGCCAUUUGCCAGACCCACAAAAAACACUAGAGCAGACGCAGCAGUUUUUGAUGAAAUCGGUGACGGAAGGAGCCGGCGGGCAGAAGCUAACCAAGGCGCUUCAAAGCGUCCUGUCCAGUGUUCCCCAAGACAUUAACCUCCAUGCCAUGACGGAGAACGGAAUUACACUCGACUCGGCCGAUCUCACUGUCCUCACCGUUAAGAACAAGAUAACUGUGGCUCCCAAUGGCGCCACCUACGCCAAGAGAAGGAAAAUGAUGGCAUCGGUGGAAAAGGAAAGCCCGCUCACAGAGAGUGCUAUUGAUCACCACUGUGUCCCUGCUCAGAAUGGAUGCCCGGAGAACAUUCCCGAUCAAACCCAUCGUCCUCCGGCGGAUGCCAGACUCGGUGACGCGUCGCAGUCCACUCAGGACGUCCUGCUUGAGUGCACUCGUUCUCGAGAAAACGGGGAAAACCAAAUAUUGAAAACCACUCCUCGUAAUCACCAGCGUGCGGCGCCGAAAGAUGAUGUCAUUCCCAGCGAGAUGAGUAAAACCCAAGAGCAGACUCCAACCUGUACAGCCUUAAUCAAAGCCAAGAGGAAAAAGGGCCGAAGGAAACGCAAGACCAGAUGCAAAAAACAAGACCUGUCAUCCGAUUUAAAGAUCGUGUUGAAGAAGAAUCCUGUGAAGGAGAAACAGUGGGUGUCGAAAAGCUCACUGUCUCCGCAAGGGGGGCUCUUGAACAGCCACCACGAGCCAGCGGGGGCUCGUGUAACAAAACCGGACUUGACCCCAGAUGAGCUGUCGUCGUCAGACCGCCAAAAGACCAAAGCGGAACACCUUGACCCUUCUAAAGCCAUAUUAGUUCCUCUACAGUCCACUACACAGAUUUGUCAGGAAGCUUCCAAGGAGUCACUGGUGACCAAGCGUGCACUCAGAAAUGGGCCCGUUGGUCUCAAAACGACAGAGAAGAAACCAGUGCAGGACCACACAGUGCAGCCUGUGGAUGCAGUCCAGAACGUCUCGUCUAAUCUAGUUCCUUUCCCUGAAUGCAGCGAGUCUUCCUACGGCCCGUCUGUUACCCAACCUGCCAUUACACCACAUGUGCCGAGCGACCAGAAGCAGGAAGACGUGCCUGAAGAUGGGGAAAUACGCAGUAGCUCUGAGGUACGGACCGACCAAGCUGUGGAGCAGCCACCUUUGCCAGGGUUUGAGCGCCGCUGGCAGCCGGCCCAGAAGGACCUGGUACGGACGCUGAGGAUAGUCGCCAUGAGCCCUUCGCAGCCGGUAAAGCGGCCGUACAGAGAUCAGCCCAUCGUGGUGCUCAACCAUCCUGACGCUGACAUCCCAGAGGUAGCAAAGAUCAUGGACAUCAUCAACAGAUACAGAGGAGAUGUGCAGAAGGUGGUCCUGUCACGGAGGACUCUGAGCGCCCUUUCGGCCUCCGGCGGCGACCUGCCCGAGACAGGCGAGGAGACUGACUCGGAUGCUCAGCCGACGGUGCAGGAGAGGUUCAUUUUGAAAAUGAAACUGCGCAGAGUGAACCGAAAAAAGUACGAGGUGGUGGAAGGCGCUUCCCCCGGCUGGAAAGUGGAAAGCAAAUUUUGCUGCUGGUUUUGCGGCAGGAGCUUCACAUGCCAGCAGACGCUGAUGGCUCAUCGGCGUCGGCAUCUGAUGGAGUGGCAAGGUUCUAACUGUGAGAACUUAGGAGCGUCGCUCACACUGGAUUAAAAACUGUCUGAAAAUGGAUACAUUUGCAAUAUGGAAAAUUUCUGUUGGAAAAAAAACAAGUCUUAAGAUGACUGAAGUUGUCACCAAUAUGGGGGGGUUCACUUUCUCAGGGUAACUUUUACCUACCGUCUCUCUCCCAGCCCGAGUAGCUUGAACUCUUUAGUUGAGAAGUGAUUUGUAAAGCCGCGAAAACGUGGCGCGGAUUUAGUUUAUUUGUCGUCGAUAGCUUUAUUUAAGGUGAUUUGAGUACACUGUCACACAGUCUUUACUGGAACACUGUAUAUUUGCCAUACCAUCAUCUAAUUGUACGGGUAGGCGUUACAGAGUAGUAGCUGUCAUAUUUAUGUUGGAAUGGGAUUCGCUCCCACAUGGGGCUCAGAGCAACCAAACUUUGCGUUGAAAAGAAAGACUAUAAGCUGUUUCAUUUUUUAUUUAUGACUUCAAGAACUUGCCUGCUUUCCUUCCAGCUUCUCUUUUGGCCAUUAGAAGUGUCGCUGUAUAUCUGUUUUGUAUCAUGUACAAAUUGUCUUGAGAUGCUAUUAUUUCCUGUGGGCGGAGUCUCUCAGACUCUAUCACCCCCCUCUGCCCCCUUAAACCUGUGUGUGGUCGAUGAAGCGAAAUCUAUUUAGAAAUCAGGCCUGGAUUGGAUGGUGGUGUUUCCUCGCUAUAGACUUGAAUUGAUGAUUUUUGUGUCGAAUUAAAUUGCACUAUUAGAGGAGUUUCUAUUUCCCGUUACCUCACUGCAGCAGGUCCAAGCCGACGACAAUCUCAGUCUCCUCGUGCAGCCAUGGUUACUCAGUAUUCAGCAAGGGAACUGUGGCUCUGGCUGUGUGCGUGCGUGCGCGCGUCUGUGUGAGUUUGUAUGUGUGUGUCUGUCAAGGACCAUUGAAGUGCUGACAAAAGUGCUCAUCUCUGUGGCUCGCACAAAAAUGGAGUGUUUUGUAGAUAUGCUUUUUUUCAGAAGAUUUCUAAGUGUAUAAAGUCCUGUUAGAGGUACUGUAGGAUGUUUUUCACCAAGUGCCUAUUGUGUCCAACUUAUGCAACAACACAAGUGGAAGCGUGGCUGAACGAAGAAAUGAGGCGACUGAACACGUGAGCAGAUUUCAAAAGUUUGUUAUAACAAAACGGCGUCGACGGCGAGAUGCUUCUUUUUUUUUCCGCUUCAUUCCUCGCGUUCAUUUCAAUCCACUGUUUACUGACUGAACCUGCAGAAGCAUUUUAAUAAAACAGGAAUUCCAAUGAGUGGGUGGUCUUGCGU